Rosa chinensis is the source of this 2616-nucleotide messenger RNA. RefSeq names its product TOM1-like protein 9. Gene Ontology annotation, molecular function: ubiquitin binding; phosphatidylinositol binding. The record is from RefSeq and is a predicted model, not a curated record. The transcript is spliced from 10 exons. Gene Ontology annotation, biological process: protein transport to vacuole involved in ubiquitin-dependent protein catabolic process via the multivesicular body sorting pathway. Bases 221 to 2341 code for a protein of 706 amino acids. Lineage: Eukaryota; Viridiplantae; Streptophyta; Magnoliopsida; Rosales; Rosaceae.
GCAAGAAAAAUCGGUUCCUCAACAGAAAAGAAGAGAAAAGCCAGAGCGAUCUCACAGACUCUCUCUCUCCCUCACAGAGCGAGAGUUUUACAGCGAGACAGUUCUAGAAAGAAGAAGAGAAACCCGCCGGAAUAUUUUUCUGGUUCACAGCGAUCCCGCCGGAAGGAGUUUACGGUGAUCGGAGGCGAGUUUUGGUGUUCGGAUCCGGUGACGAGCAGGGAUGGUGAAUUCUAUGGUGGAGCGCGCCACGAGCGACAUGCUCAUCGGUCCUGAUUGGGCCAUGAACAUCGAAAUCUGCGACAUAUGCAACCACGACCCUGUGCAAGCAAAGGAUGUUGUUAAAGGUAUAAAGAAGCGCCUUGGAAGUAGGAAUUCAAAAGUUCAACUUCUUGCCCUUACACUGUUGGAAACAAUAAUAAAGAAUUGUGGAGAUAUUGUGCAUAUGCAUGUAGCAGAGAAAGACCUCCUCCAUGAGAUGGUAAAAAUAGUAAAGAAGAAGCCGGACUAUCAUGUCAAAGAGAAGAUAUUGAUCCUGAUAGAUACCUGGCAAGAAGCUUUCGGUGGCCCAAGAGCAAGAUAUCCACAAUACUAUGCUGCAUACCAGGAAUUGUUGCGUGCUGGAGCAGUAUUCCCCCACAGAUCUGAGGCCGCUGCUCCUGUAUUCACACCUCCCCAGACGCAACCAUUGUCAUCACUCCCUCAAAAUCUGCACAAUCCAGAUCUUCCGAGAGACAUAUCCGAGCCUUCUGCAGAGCCCGAGUUCCCAACAUUAAGCUUGACUGAAAUUCAGAAUGCACGGGGUAUUAUGGAUGUCUUGGCGGAAAUGCUAAGUGCUAUCGAUCCAGAGAACAAAGAGGGGCUUAGGCAGGAGGUUAUUGUUGAUUUGGUUGAACAGUGUCGUACAUAUAAGCAGAGGGUGGUACACCUUGUUAACUCGACUUCGGAUGAAUCACUUCUAUGUCAAGGACUAGCACUGAAUGAUGACUUACAACGUCUUCUAGCCAAACAUGAAGCCAUUGCUUCAGGCAAUCCAGUUCAACCGGAUAAACCCAAGGCUGGACCUCCUGGAGCACUUGUAGAUGUUGGUGGUCCUCUUAUUGACACUGGAAAUGAUAACAAACAACUUGAUGGGAGAUCCACUUCGAGUGCUGGUGCAAGCUCUAAUCCACUAAAUCAGUUAUUACUUACUGGACCUCCAACUACUAAUGGUGCAGCUCCUACGACAAAGGUCGAUCCCAAGAUGGAUCUUCUUAGCGGAGAUGACUUCAACUCACCGAAGGCAGAUUCACUGGCUCUUGUUCCUGUGGAUCAACAGCCAAGUAGUACUCCUGUAUCCAAUGCUCUUGUUCUUAUGGACAUGUUUUCUGACGGUAACAGUGCCCCAAAUCCUGUAAAUACCAAUUCUCCUCAUGCAGCCAACCAAACCAGUCCUUUAAACCCACAAUUUCAACAGCAGCGGAAUUUUCAAGCUCCACAAGGGGGAGUUCUCCCAAAUGGAAGUGUCCAAAACAUGGGAGCACCUCAGUAUGAGCAGUCACUGUACGCACAAGGAGGUGGUCCCACUUGGAAUGGUCAGAUUAUGCAGCAGCAGCAGCCGCCUUCACCAGGAUAUGGUUCACCAACCAGCGGAUCAUUACCACCGCCUCCCUGGGAAGCUCAGUCAGUAGAUGAUGGAAGCCCGGUAACAGGUUCUCCAUAUGCACCACCAAUGCAAGUUACUCAAGUGGUUGUCACACAUGCACAGGGUGGUUUCCAUCCACAGGGACCUCAACGGUCAACUAGUGACCCUGUAGUUGGUAUGUACAUUCAACCAAUUACAAGUAACCAUUUGUCCGCAAUCAAUCAGCAGGUUGCUCCAAGCAGUCAGUUGGGUUUGGCACCGUCUCAACCACUUCAAGGGCCAUCUAUGGGUAUGCUUCCACAGCCACCUACUCAAGCUGCAUACCCUCAACAAAUGUAUGGCAAUCAAAUGGUCCCCUAUGGCUAUGAUCAGCAACAGCAACAACAACAACAACAAGCGCAAUACCUUCAGCAGCAACAGCAACAUCAACAAGGGCAAUAUCUCCAGCAGCAACAUCAACAAGCGCAAUACCUCCAGCAGCAACAGCUACAUGCGCAAUACUAUCAGCAACAGCAGCAGCAGCAGCAAUAUCUUCAGCAGCAGAUGCACGGUCUUUCUGUUAAUGAUAAUGGUACGAGAAACUCCUACCAGGCUCCCACAUCAUCGUAUGUCCCACCUAGCAGGCCAGCCAAGCCAGAGGACAAGCUAUUUGGAGACCUUGUUGACUUUGCAAAACUGAAACCAACAAAACCCACGGCCGGCAGAACUGGUAGCAUGUGAAAUUGUUGGUGGUUUCGCUUCCUUUUUCUUCCCAUUAUUUUGGCCAGCUUCUUAGUUUGAUUUGUUUUUCCUUUUCCUUUUUCCAUUUUUGGUCUUUUUCGUUAUAUAUAAUUUUUUUAUGGGAUUUGGCUCCAAAUUUGGGUUUGCGCUUUGUAUGGCAUUGGGAUAUGUACAUUCUUUGUAGAAAAAAAGAAAAGAAAGCCCAACAAAAAUGGGAGACCUCCAUGUGGAUUAGAUUGAAUUGAUGAGAUUUGCUCUUUUAGUUUACUUUCCAA